Penaeus chinensis is the source of this 1386-nucleotide messenger RNA. Its product is annotated as transcription elongation factor SPT5-like. The transcript has 5 exons. The record is from RefSeq and is a predicted model, not a curated record. The coding region runs from base 1 to 1272 and encodes 423 amino acids. Lineage: Eukaryota; Metazoa; Arthropoda; Malacostraca; Decapoda; Penaeidae.
AUGGACAUAGACCUCAAAGUCCUACAUCUCGCUAUCGCCGAACUCCAGAUCAUGCAAGAAAGGCCACUGGCUCAGCAAGGCGAGCAACAAGGGAUCACUUCACUUCUGCAUAUAAACUUAGACCUUUCUAUUCCGCAAGUCAUCAGAAAAGUGCAAGUCAUCGGUCCAGAAAGACAUACAAUUGUCAAAAAUAAGCAGUCUUUUAUGGUUAGCGUCGCCUUAAGAAUAAUAGUUUCUCCUCAUCGUAAGGUCAUUGUGGACGAGUAUUCCCAAAGCCAGAAAGAAGUGGACUGGCAGGUCGACUUGCGCGCAGGUAUAAAAGGACGGACUCGGCCCCUGCAACGCAUUCACUGCCGGAUCCUCUCAAGAGAAGCAUCUAAGAAGAUGGGCGUGUGUGGACGUGUCGUUGCCUUCCUGGCCUUGUUGGUCUUGGCCCACGCGGACUCGGAUGCGGGCUACGCCUUCCCCACUCCUGGCGGGGGCGCAGGCUUCGGAAAUGGGCUUGGAGCAGGAGCUGGAUUCGGAGCUGGAGCUGGAGCCGGAGCUGGAGCUGGAUUCGGAGCUGGAGCUGGAGCCGGAGCUGGAUUCGGAGGUGGAGCCGGUGCUGGAUUCGGAGGUGGAGCUGGAGCCGGUGCUGGAUUCGGAGGUGGAGCCGGUGCUGGAUUCGGAGGUGGAGCCGGAGCCGGAGCCGGAGCUGGAUUUGGAGGUGGAGCUGGAGCUGGAUUCGGAGGUGGAGCUGGAGCCGGUGCUGGAUUCGGAGGAGGAGCUGGAUUCGGACCUUCAGGACCUUCCUGCCCCUACGUGACUUCAUACGUCACGGAACACCGCACCCGAGUGCAGGAGGUCCCCUCUUACGAAACGGUCUACAAGGACGGCUACGACGUGCAGACCGUGCACGUUCCCGUCGUGAGCACCAUCGUCCAAACGCAGAAGGAGACGAGGUACGUCCCCGAGUACGUCACCACAACCAGCUACGACAACAUCAUCGAGACCGUCCACGACCGCCAGACUGACUACGUGACCAACUUCGACUCGGUCACCAUCACCAACGCCCAGUACGUGCCCAACACCGUCACCGUGACCUCCAUCUCCACCGUCGUGUCUGUCCAGGUGCAGUACGCCACGGUGGUCGAGACCGAGUACGUGCAGCAGCCCCUCGUGCAGACGUCAACCAACUACAAGGUCCAGUACGAAAACCAGAUCGUCCCUCGCUACGUGACCGACGUGACGACUGUCAAGACCUACACGACGGUCUGCCCCUACGGACUCUAAGGCGGGGUCGAGAACGCGCUGAAAAAACAUCCUAAUAUUAUUUUGCUGGUAUUUAAAAUCUAUGGAUGUCAGUAUUUAAUGAUGUGUUGUGAUUGCAAUAAAUAUAUUAGCGAC